Messenger RNA from Recurvomyces mirabilis, 1254 nucleotides. RefSeq lists its product as uncharacterized. Gene Ontology annotation, biological process: mitotic sister chromatid segregation. Gene Ontology annotation, cellular component: MIS12/MIND type complex; kinetochore. Lineage: Eukaryota; Fungi; Ascomycota; Dothideomycetes; Mycosphaerellales; Teratosphaeriaceae. The record is from RefSeq and is a predicted model, not a curated record. Bases 1 to 1254 code for a protein of 417 amino acids. The transcript is spliced from 2 exons.
AUGACGACCCGCGAUGCCAUAAUCGACGCCUUCUACCGCUGCGUCAACGCCUACGACUACGCGGACGACACCCUCUUCGAAUCCAGCCUCACCCCCAACCUAACCAUCACCAUGCUCGGCCAAACCAUGCACGGCCGGGACGAGAUCCGCAAACACAACUACGACUUCGUCAAGACGCUGGAUACAACGCACUUCCUCUCCAACAUUCGAGUUCAGAUCAAGGAGGGCGAGAAGGAGGCGGAAGUGACGUGUAACGCGGUUGCGUAUCAUUAUCGGCCUGGGACGGGAUCGCUGCCGGAUGCGAAGACGUUGGUUAGUGGGGCGCUGUAUGAUUGUUUGGUUGUGUGGGAUGAAGGGGAGGGGUUGUGGAAGAUUCGGGAGUGGGAGUUUAAGUUGAUGUGGCGGGAGGGGGAUGGGUCGGUUAUGCAGCCGUCGGAGGUUGGAGCUAGCGGCGAUCAUCACAAGCCCAUGUUUACACGUACCAAAACUAACCCCCAUACCAAAGACAUUUACAAGAUAGUCCAGAACAACGAACAAAACAUGAGCAUCUUCGACACCGACACCGCCGGCCUCCCCGACAGCCACCGCGCCACCGACUCCGCCCACCGCAAAAUCGAACUCCAACAACCCGCCGACCUAACCUACCUGAUCGCGAACCUCUCACGCUCUGCCCGCGAAAAGCUAGACAAGCAUUUCCCUCCCUCCGCCUCACAGCAAGGGGUCUCAGGCGAGGACGCGAUGCGCAAACGCGUCGAGGAUCUAGUAAGCAACUACAUAACCAACACCUUCGCCCUCGCGAAACCGAACCUCAGCAUCAACGGCCUGAGUUCCACGGAAAUGGAGACGGAACUCGCGCGCGCUGGAGGGGAGGGAGGGGAGGAAGAGGAAUUAGCGCCGUUCGACUCGAAGCUGGCGCAGAGGUUACAGGCUUUAGCCGCGCAGAUCGAAGCUCAGACUCUACAGUUGGCGAAUCUGAGACGAACGGCGCCGGGUGAGACGGCGAGGAAGUGGGAGGAAGGGUUUGUGGGAAGAGGGAGGGAGUGGGAGGAACGGUUUGCGGUGGAAGGAAGGGGGAGGAUGGAGUUGGCGAGGGGCGUGGAUGUUGGUGUCAGUGAGGUUAAGAGGCAAGAGGAAGUGGAGCGGAGUUGGAGGGAUGGGGAGGAGAGGUUGGGGGUGUUGAAGACGGGGAUGGGGAGUACGGUUGCGCGAUUGGAGAAGGCGAAGAUGGCUGUCGAGGUGGCGGAGGAGAAAUGA